This is a messenger RNA of Dinoponera quadriceps, 2140 nucleotides long. It is a transcript of the gene Dnali1, whose product is annotated as 33 kDa inner dynein arm light chain, axonemal. The record is from RefSeq and is a predicted model, not a curated record. The coding region runs from base 1177 to 1935 and encodes 252 amino acids. Gene Ontology annotation, molecular function: dynein heavy chain binding. Lineage: Eukaryota; Metazoa; Arthropoda; Insecta; Hymenoptera; Formicidae. Gene Ontology annotation, cellular component: axoneme; filopodium. The transcript has 6 exons.
AACUCUCAUGACUUAAGUAUACAACAUUGUAAAAUCAUAUCAUGUGGAAGAUCAAAAUGUUGAGUUUUAUUUAUUAUACAACACGAUAUGUGUUACGCAUGAUAAAAAAGUUCUAAAUUGCUCACAUGUGUCUGCCAAGUCUCUUGCACACACGUGUGUGUGCCUUACUAUUCUAUAGAUCGAGAGUUGCACGAUUUUCAAGUUUACGCGUGUAUAGUUAGUCACAGAAAGAUUGCGCAAUUACUCGUGCAAACGUCAAUGUGCAAGUUAGCUAGAAUGCGAGUGUGACAGUGGAAAAGUUGCGAGUAUGCGAGGUUGCAAGUGCGUAAACGGGAGUAAAGGAAAGUAAGGAAAAAAGGCAGAAAAAAGAUUGCAAUACUUUUCUUUCUAUAAGUUUCGGGACGCAUUCUAUGGCUAAUAGGAAAAUUAAUUCUUUUAUAGUUUUGAAAAACUUUUUUUUUUAAUUUUUCUGCGAAAACCAAAGAAAAUCGCGGAAAAAAGAGCUCUCUCCGAACAUUAGAAACUAGAGUUUUUUAAUCAUUUUUCAAAGAUUUCAUUUCAUUCAACAUUUUCCUAUUGGAUACAAGAGAUGCAUUGCGAAACUUGUCGAAAAAAGUAUUUCAAUUCUUUUGUGGCAUAUGCAUAAUAAGAUCGAAAUCGCACGGACAAACUCGAAUUAUAAUGGCGAUAAUUGCAACGAUUUCGACUUUAUAUGUGUACAUGUAAGACUGUGAAAGUCGUAUAAACUUUCGAUCCAGAGAAUGGUAUGGCAUAUGUGACGUCGUGCGUACGGAAUUUCUCUGAAAUAUCAGUGAACAUAAGACUGUGACAUAUGAUUAAUUUGUGAUAAAUGAGUAAUUUGAAUGAAUUCUGAUAAGAAUUAAAUUGUUAUUCACAAAUUUCUCGGUGUGUACCAUUCUUACAUUUUUCUACACGUGCUCAAAAACGGAUAGCACUAUUCGAAUCGACAUUUCCUCUGAUGUCAUGUGUCCUAUCUCGAGUAAUAAAUAGUAAAACGGAGCAAUCGCGCGACGCGAUUCAUUGUUUCCAUGGUGAUGUUUCUUCGAUCAUACCAAUCGUGUCAUGCACCAAGUUCUUCCCAAGUUUCAUCAUUAUCUACAGCAUUGCUCGUUGACAUAUUCCCGUAAUAUUUUAUGAGAAUAUAUAUUAAAAUAAAUGGCGACCGCGAUCAAGGACCGUACGAUUCCAACCAUUGACACGUUGGUGAAAUACGAUACUCCGAUUUUGAUCACGACUCAUCCUGAAAAGGUGCGUAAAGAACCAAUUCCGAAAAUUAGCGCAACUGCUUGCAAAAUCCAAACAACAUUCCCAGCCGAUGUACGACGGGAAACUAUUGAGAUUCUAAACAGAAUUUUGCCGCCGAAAGAAUGGGAGGAGGACGGCCAGAUAUGGUCCCAAUGUGUAUCAAGUACUCCCGCCACAAGGCUAGAUGUGAUAAAUUUACAAGAGCAGCUUGACAUGCGAUUACAACAGAGACAAGCCCGAGAAACUGGCAUUUGUCCUGUUCGCAGGCAGCUUUAUACACAAUGUUUCGAUGAAUUGAUACGACAAGUCACCGUAAAUUGCGCCGAACGUGGGCUGCUUUUACUGCGAGUACGGGACGAAAUUAAGAUGACACUGGCCGCGUAUCAGACAUUGUACGAAAGUAGUAUCGCUUUCGGAAUGCGUAAGGCGCUGCAAGCCGAGCAAGGUAAGGAAGAUCUGAUUAGCACGGCGGAAGAAUUACAGUUACAGAAAGUCGAAUUGGAGAAGGCGAUCGCGGAGUUGAGGCUCAAGUUCGAUCAAGCCGAGAGGAGAUCGGCUGAAUUGCGGGAAGCGGAAGAAAAGAAGCACACGGAAGAGGUGCAGUUUCUCAAGAAAACGAACUUGCAACUGAAGACUCAGUUGGAGGGUAUCAUAGCGCCAAAAAAAUAAGAGACUGGAAGGCCAAUGUGAUUCGAAAGAAUUUGCACGACGAAUUGCAAUAUUUUUCUACGGAUUAUGUAUCGCAUUUCUAUGUGCGUGUAUGUGUGUGUGAGUGUUAAGUUGCUAAUAGUUAACGGAUCUUAACGAAAGAUGUAAUCGUUCAAGUAGGAUUAGAAAAUCUGCAUAGAACUCCAAUAAAUGCACUACGAAUAAA